Molecule: messenger RNA, 1279 nt
Organism: Drosophila willistoni
Lineage: Eukaryota; Metazoa; Arthropoda; Insecta; Diptera; Drosophilidae
Gene: Ude
Exons: 3
Coding region: 83-1042 (319 amino acids)
Source: RefSeq, a predicted model, not a curated record
GCCGAAUCCGACGACUAACAGUCGCAUUCGGUUGCUCGCACAGUCAAGACCUAAAAACAAGUAGUUAAUCAAGUUGUCCAUCAUGUCGGAGGGCGAAUCGAAAUUUGGUUUCAAGGAUAUGGAAAAGGCAUUGGAGACCUUAAGACUCCUCGAGGAGCACGAUAUGCAAUAUCGUAAGCUGACAGUGCGGGGUCUACUGGGACGUGCCAAACGAGUGUUGACCUUGACCAAGGCCGAAGAGAAGCUAAAGAAUAUCAAUGAUGCCAUUGGUGUCUUUGAGAAAUGGCUGGAAGAGAAUGGCGGCGGAGCGUCAAAUAAAAAUGCCAAAACUGACAAUGAAGAUAAGGUGGAAACAGUGCCCGGCCUGGGUUUUAAGGACAAGGCGGCUGCGGAGGCAACACUAAGCAUUUUGGCUGAACGUGAUCCAGAUUAUCAGAGACUGGCCAUCAAGGGACUAAUUGGCAGUUCCAAGCGUGUGCUGUCUGGUACCAAAAAUGAGGACAAGAUCAAUGCCAUCAAGGAGGCCGUUCAGGUGUUGGAGGAGUUUUUGGAAAAAUUCGAGACAGAGAAUCGUAUCAAGGACAAUCGCGCCUAUUUAGCAUAUUCUAUAGUCGCCAAAUUGCCAGAGCCCAAACAGGAACUGGCUGCUGAAUUCCUAACCGCAUAUGGCGGAUCCAAAGCCAAGGGCAAUUAUAAACAUUUGCGUACCAUGUACCCCAAAGAUGAUGAUUCCACCAGUUGGGAUAUAGUGCGUAAUCGUCAAAUUGCCAAAUUGUUAGAACAAAUCAAAAAUGAGAAUGUGAAACUAUUUGAUGCCGAGACAGGAGCACCUACAGAGCUUCAUUUGGAACUGAUACAUUGGGCAUAUAGUCCACAGCAGGAUAAGGUAAAGGCCUAUGUGGAGAAACUAACCAAGAAGACGGCAGAGAAGCGUAAACAAGAUGACAGUAGUAGUGACUCCGGCACCGACAGUGACAACGAUGAUGAUGAUGAUGAAAAGGAAGCUGUACCCAAAAAGAAAAAGAAGACAGAAGAUGAAUAACGAACGAAAAACGUUAUAUAAUUUAUUUUUAUUAACUCAACCUCAACGCAGACUAAGUACAUCUACAAUGGUGGACACAUAAUUAUAAUCUGUAUAUGUUUACUUUGUAUGUAUAUAUAUAUAUAUGUAUAUAUAAAUAUGGCUGCAUGUGCGCUGAAUCUUGAAGAUCUGGUUUAGAUGAGAUCAGAUACAGAUCAUCACAAUUCUGGGAACAAAUAUAAAUUUUACAAUCUGAAA